Messenger RNA from Alternaria burnsii, 405 nucleotides. RefSeq lists its product as uncharacterized. NCBI's taxonomy places the organism in Eukaryota, Fungi, Ascomycota, Dothideomycetes, Pleosporales, Pleosporaceae. The annotation marks the transcript as partial. The transcript is spliced from 2 exons. The record is from RefSeq and is a predicted model, not a curated record.
GCUUGCAACAUGUUCACCGAUGUGGCAUGCGCCACUAUAUCUAUACCGGUCAUACGAAACCCACAGAUGCCUCGAUACAACAAGUUUGAGCUUCAUGGCAUUGCUGAGCAAUACAUUUACGCCAAAUCAUUCGCGCGGAAGCCCUUUUUCCGUGCAUGCCAAUGGGGCGUUUCUUUUUCCGAGGACCACACAAUGGAUAGAGUUCAAGCCAAAACUAUACAAACCCCUAAGAAAAACCUCCGAUGUAUUCUAGCCGCCGUCAAACCAGACUUGUGCCACACCUACCACACCCGCUUUGCCAAGAGAAAUACCCGCUGCCACAGCCACCAAAGUAGCACGAACCACUCCUCGAUCGAGCAGCCAUCCAAUCAGGAGGGCUGCAUUGUUUUCAGGUAUCUUGGGUAA